CGAAAAUUUGUCGAUUGCGAAAGAAUAAAGAAAGACUUGGGUAUCCGAUGUGUAACGUUAUCUCGAAAAGAGAUGAAAGUAUAUCAUCGACAUACUUUCAUAGUAGACGGAAAUAGAGUAUGAGUUCGAGAGAACCAAAGAGAUUAAUGCGUUCAACAUCGACUUCGAACUAUGUCUAAGGUCAUCGACGGUAUCUCUUCGCGUCUAGCUUCUUCAGGUAACUAGGUUCGAUCUCGCAGGAAGCGACGCUCCCACAUACACGAACACAAAUAAACAUCGAACGUAUACCUACGUUACAUACUAAUACUUCGGUAUAAACCACAUGAAGAAUCCUUUAUGGCCGAACAUUCGUCGAGUAGGGGUAAAGUGAGAGUUGGUAUAAAAGGGGAUUUCUUUCCUCUCCCUGGAUAGCACUCGAUUGUGUUCGGCUGCAAGUAUCUUCGUUCAUUUAAACGAUAUUCUUUGUGAAGCGCCAGUAUUCUUAUCCUUAAGUGUUCUUUUUCCAAACAUCGAUUCGGCGCAAUGAAACGCGUGAUACUAGCCGUGAUCUUGGGUUUAGCAGUAGCCCAAGAUCCAAAUUAUCGCAGUAAUUACCAGGACGAUGAUCGACAGAACGCUGCUACCGAUGGAAGACGAGGUACAACGACAACGCCGAUUCCUAUUUUACAUUGGAACAAACAACAAGAACACGAUGGAACCUACAAGACAAGUUACGAAACCGGGAAUAAUAUCAUUGCCGAAGAGAGCGGUUACAUCAAAACGGUUGGCGAAGGUGCGGAGCAAGGUGAGGCAUUGGUACAACAAGGGAGUUAUUCCUACAUGAGUCCGGAGGGACAGUUGAUCACCAUUCAUUAUACCGCGGACGAGACGGGCUUUCACGCGUCCGGUGAUCAUAUUCCCACGCCACCACCAGUCAGUGAAGAGAUUCAGAAAGGCCUCGACCUCAUCUUUGCAGGCAUUCGACAACAGGAGGUACAUACAUACCAUAUAUACAUACAUAUACAUAUAUAUAUAUAUGUGUGCUACCUACGACCUUUUCUUUCUUAUCGUCGCCCAUCUAUCUACCUCUCUUUCUAUCUCUUUCUUUCUCAUUCUAUCUUCUUUUUACCUACCCUGUUUCCUCGCGCAACAUCCUUCUUCCUAUCCCUUUCCAUCUCUAUCGUUCUGGAAGAGCAAACUCUUGCGAAAACAACAUCUUCGACGUUUCUUUUCUCUUUCGAUAUCUCGAUCUUUCGACUUAACAGGUCGUAACGCAACAUUUAAAUACAUUUCUACAUU
Messenger RNA from Vespula vulgaris, 1278 nucleotides. RefSeq names its product endocuticle structural glycoprotein SgAbd-8 (gene Cpr49Ah). NCBI's taxonomy places the organism in Eukaryota, Metazoa, Arthropoda, Insecta, Hymenoptera, Vespidae. The record is from RefSeq and is a predicted model, not a curated record. Gene Ontology annotation, molecular function: structural constituent of chitin-based larval cuticle. The coding region runs from base 523 to 1251 and encodes 242 amino acids. Gene Ontology annotation, cellular component: chitin-based extracellular matrix. The transcript has 3 exons.